CCUCUCCAUGAACGUCACUCUCCAUAUAAGACGCGGAUGUGUGAGCGUCUAUGUGUGUUCUGUAGAGUUUGAGAAGGUAAGGGUUGUGCCGAUCGAUACACUUUUUGAGGUUGUCAUGGCGGAGGAGCACGGAAAGGCCAACGCCCCGCCAGAGCAGCCCGCUGGAUCCACGCCGACCUUGCCAAGUGGAGCAAACGCAGCACCGAAGAAGCUGACGUGGCCGGAGCUUGUGGGGUCGACAGCGGAGGAAGCUGAGAAGAAAAUCAAAGAGGAGAUCGGAGAUUCGAUUCGAGUCCAGGUCAUUCCCCCCAACACCUUCGUCACCAUGGAUUUCGACCAGCAACGGGUCAGGUUGUACGUCGAUUCCUCCGGAAACGUCGCAAAGACGCCCCGAAUCGGCUAACUCGAUCAAGCAUUUUCAGCUUUCCCUUUUAAUUAAGUCAUGUUAAGCUCAACUUAGCGUGCUUUUCUUUGCUCAUUUUUCGUUAUAUGUCGCAAUACGAUCGAUUUAAGAAAGGAUCCUUGGUUUCGAUCA
Molecule: messenger RNA, 535 nt
Organism: Rhodamnia argentea
Lineage: Eukaryota; Viridiplantae; Streptophyta; Magnoliopsida; Myrtales; Myrtaceae
Exons: 2
Coding region: 8-403 (131 amino acids)
Biological process (GO): response to wounding
Molecular function (GO): serine-type endopeptidase inhibitor activity
Source: RefSeq, a predicted model, not a curated record